Molecule: messenger RNA, 3579 nt
Organism: Zingiber officinale
Lineage: Eukaryota; Viridiplantae; Streptophyta; Magnoliopsida; Zingiberales; Zingiberaceae
Product: beta-galactosidase 5-like
Exons: 20
Coding region: 615-3170 (851 amino acids)
Biological process (GO): carbohydrate metabolic process
Cellular component (GO): cell wall; vacuole
Molecular function (GO): carbohydrate binding; beta-galactosidase activity
Source: RefSeq, a predicted model, not a curated record
CGGAAAGCAGACUUCUUGCUUGGAUCUCAAGCCUUGUGUGUAUGUGAAGGACCACUAACUCUUUAUUCAUGCAACGAUUAGUGGCGUCGCCAACCAAGUUGUUCGCCAUGAACUCGCUGCGUCGCUUUGUCGAGUAGAAAUUUUAGCCGGUGGCAGUUCGUUCAGAAGAGGACAGAACGCGCCAAACGUGCAUGAUGGUACUGGAGUCUACUGCAGCGUGAUAGGCGAAGCCAAAACCCACCGACGAGAGACAGAUCCAUCACUCGCUCACUUGAAGAUUUACCGUCUUCCAUAACCGCUCUCAUUCAAGAGUGUCGGCCAGCUUUCAAGAACUAAUCUUUACCGGUUCUGCUCUAUCCCGACCUAACACGGCCAUGGAGGGUGGGCAACAAGAAAUGCGCUUAUUUAUUGCCUUGUGGGCGAAAAAAGUUGGCGUCUUGCGGCCUCCGAUGAGAUGAGCUGCACGGUUGGCGCUGCCAUAGCCCUACACCUUGCCCAUCUGGUGUGAGGAGGAUUCGAUCUCCUUGGCAUUGUGGAGAGACCGCGCUGGUGACCUUUAGCUCUACCCCCUUUGGGAGGAGUGUGAGAUCUGAGAGAUUGGAGUGGGAUUGAGAAUGGCAGUCCAGAGCUCACCACAUUUCCUCUCCCCACUCCCCUUUUCCCUCCUCCUGCUUUUCCUCCUCCCCGCGGCGCAAUGUGGUGUGACCUAUGACAGGAAGGCCAUCGUCAUCAAUGGACAGCGGAGGAUCCUCAUCUCAGGCUCCAUUCACUACCCCAGAAGCACCCCAGAAAUGUGGGAAGGACUUGUACAAAAAGCUAAAGAUGGAGGAUUGGAUGUUAUACAGACUUAUGUCUUCUGGAACGGCCAUGAACCUUCACCUGGCAGUUAUAAUUUCGAGGGAAGGUAUGACUUGGUUAGGUUUAUCAAGACAGUCCAGAAGGUGGGGCUGCAUGUUCACCUCCGAAUUGGACCGUAUGUUUGUGCAGAGUGGAAUUUUGGAGGAUUUCCAGUUUGGUUGAAAUAUGUGCCCGGAAUCAGCUUCAGAACAGAUAAUGAGCCUUUCAAGAUGGCUAUGCAAGGUUUCACCCAGAAAAUUGUUGAUAUGAUGAAGAGUGAAUCACUUUUUGCUUCUCAGGGUGGGCCGAUCAUCCUUUCACAGAUUGAAAACGAGUAUGGGCCUGAAAGUAAGGCAUUUGGCGCCGCUGGUCAUGCAUACAUGAACUGGGCUGCACAAAUGGCUGUCGGGUUGGGCACUGGUGUACCAUGGGUGAUGUGUAAGGAGGAGGAUGCUCCUGAAUCAGUGAUAAAUACAUGCAAUGGCUUCUAUUGUCAUAGUUUUACUCCAAAUAAGCCUUAUAAGCCUACCAUGUGGACAGAAGCUUGGAGUGGUUGGUUUACAGAAUUCGGAGACACUAUCCGUCAACGACCAGUUCAAGAUCUUGCAUUUGCUGUGGCACGUUUUAUACAAAAGGGCGGCUCAUUUAUAAACUAUUACAUGUACCAUGGAGGAACUAAUUUCGGGCAUACAGCUGGAGGACCCUUCAUCACAACCAGUUAUGACUAUGAUGCACCGAUUGACGAAUAUGGAUUAGUCCGAGAACCAAAGUACGGGCACUUGAAAGAGCUUCACAGGGCCAUUAAGUUGUGUGAGCAAGCUCUUAUUUCUGCCGAUCCUACUGUUACUUCUUUGGGAAACCUCCAAGAGGCUCAUGUUUUCAGCCCCCAAUCUGGAGGAUGUGCAGCUUUCCUUGCUAAUUAUGAUACAAAUUCCUUUGCAAGAGUAAUGUUCAACAACAUGCACUACAGCCUCCCACCAUGGUCAAUCAGCAUCUUACCGGACUGCAGAAAUGUAGUUUUCAACACUGCAAAGAUCGGAGUGCAAACAUCUCAGAUGCAAAUGUACCCAAUUAAUGCUCAGUCACUUGUGUGGGAGACCUAUGAUGAUGAGGUAGCUUCACAGGGAGAAAACUCACUAAUUACCUCGACUGGGCUGUUAGAACAGAUAAAUGUCACAAGGGAUACAAGUGACUACUUGUGGUACAUCACUAGUGUUGAUGUCAAUCCUGCUGAAGAAUUCUUACAACGAGGUCGGCGUCCUGUUCUCACCGUCCAUUCUGCUGGUCAUGCUCUUCAUGUCUUUAUUAAUGGAGAGCUCUCAGGUUCUGCUUAUGGGACCAGGAAGGAUAGGAAGAUCAAAUUUUCUGGUAAUGUCAAUCUUCGCGCUGGAACUAAUAAAAUUGCACUGUUAAGUGUGGCUGUUGGGCUACCAAACGCAGGCCCACAUUACGAGUUGUGGAGUACUGGAGUUCUAGGUCCUGUUGUGUUACAUGGUUUUGAUGGGGGCAGCAAGGACCUAACAUGGCAGCAAUGGUCAUAUCAGGUUGGUCUUAAAGGAGAAGCCAUGAAUUUGCAUUCCUUGGAGGGUACUUUCUCUGUUGAGUGGAUGCAAUCCUCAUUAGCAGUUCAAAAUCAGCAGCCUUUAACAUGGUACCGGGCGUAUAUUGAUGCUCCUGAUGGGGAUGAGCCAUUAGCUUUGGAUAUGGGAAGUAUGGGAAAGGGCGAGGCUUGGAUAAAUGGGCAAAGUAUUGGAAGAUACUGGACUGCAUCUGCUCCUAAUGAACAUUGCAGUUCAUGCAGUUAUACAGGGACAUAUCGAUCGCCAAAGUGUCAAAGCAAUUGUGGCCAACCAACCCAAAGAUGGUACCAUGUGCCAAGAUCCUGGUUACAGCCAUCGAGAAAUCUACUAGUAGUAUUUGAAGAGCUUGGAGGUGAUGCGACAAAAAUCUCUCUAGCUAAGAGAUCCAUCUCCAGUGUGUGUGCUGAUGUAUCUGAAUGGCACCCCAUGAUAAAAAAUUGGGAGAUAGAGAGUUAUGGUCGGCCUGAAGAACACCACAAGCCAAAGGUCCACCUCCAAUGCACUCCGGGACAAGUUAUAUCAGCCAUCAAAUUUGCUAGCUAUGGAACACCCGUCGGAACAUGUGGAAAUUUCCAACAGGGAGCAUGCCAUUCAUCAAAUUCCUACAGUAUUUUGGAAAAGAAGUGCAUUGGACAGCAGAGGUGUAUGGUUGCCAUCUCCGCCACCAAUUUUGGUGGGGAUCCAUGCCUACAUGUCAUGAAAAGAGUCGCGGUAGAAGCCAUAUGCUCUGCAGUUGCUCAACCAAUGCAUUGAUCUUCAUAAAGCACAUAGAGGAAGUUCUUAAUAUCUCGAAAGAAGGCUGAGAAAAUCUCGGCACAGUUGUAAAGUGUGUGUCAAUCCAAGUUGCUUCUUUGGAUUCUCAGUUGUUUGGCUUGCUGGCUUGCAAUUAGAAGUCGGUGCCAGGUCAGAAAGCAAGAGGAAAGUAGAGAAAAAUCCUCCAUCUUCAUGCUUUGGUAUGGUAAUGAAGUCAUCGUGUGAUUGGUGCAGUUGCAGGAAUCCAAUGCCUCGUUGCCGCCAUUAGUUUUCUUCCAGAUUUUGAUCAGUACAAAACUGGUUGCAAAAAUUCAAUUAGUGAUGUCGUCUGCUGCCGUCUCUAUCUUGUUCUUGGAUGGCAUGUCUUGUAAUGAAUUGUGUGGCAAUGAGAACCUUUUCUUACAUGUUC